AUGGGAAGUCGACUGGAAAAGAACUCGCAGGCGGUGCGAAAGCGGAUCGAAGAACACACCUUCUCAGAUGAGCCUGGUGAAGAAUACGAACCUAGCGCCUUCGGAGGCUUCCCAGAUUACUUCCGACGCAAAAAGAUCAAGUUACAGAAUCUGGACUCAGAGUUAAGAAACUCCUCUUCGGACAAGCCUCAAAUUUUUAAAGGGAUCGUUGCGCAUGUUUCUGGUUAUACGCAACCGUCACUUCAUGAUCUCCAUCGGGACUUGGUACAACAUGGCGCCGCAUUUUUGCAGUAUCUAGAUUCAAAGACCAUGGCAACUCACAUCAUCGCGUCAAGCCUCCCGCCCAAGAAAAUGGUUGAGUUCAACAAGUACAGGAUUGUGAAACCCGCUUGGGUGGUCGACUCCAUUGAAGCCGGAAAACUAUUACCAUGGACUGACUAUCGAGUUAUUGAGGAGACCCCAAGGCAGAAAACAAUCAAAUUCCACGGAGGCAAUAUGGGUACCCAGUCGCAUGCGCAAUCAUCUCCAUUAGCACGAUAUCGUGAACAAACCGACAAGAGUUUCUACACCAGUCAGCUGAAGAACGUCGUACGGACCAUUGACGGCAACCAAAGCCAAUCUUCAAGUCCAUUCACUGCCACCAGAGCCAGGGGCAUAACUGAAGAUGUUGAUCGAAACGAUGUCAUCAUGAGAUUCGAAGAUGACCCGGUCACUAGGACAGCUGAGAUGAAUGACAAUAUCACCGUCAACAAUUCCGGACAGACCGAUGCAUUAGAGGAAGUUGUGCCUGUUGGCAAGUCGUCAUCACCUCUGAUUCUUGGGGAAGCAACGGAAAACAAUACUAGUGUAGAAACCCCAAACCUGCCGCAGGCCAUGACCUCGGAGGAGCACAAUGCCUUGUUACUCAAGGAUCCGCGGAUGAGGAAGUCGUCUACAGCGAACCCGGAUUUUAUUCAGCAGUUCUACUCCGAGAGCCGUCUGCAUCAUCUUUCAACCUGGAAAGCUGAGUUGAAAUCGAGGAUGCAAAAGCUUGCCGCACAGAAAGGGCUACAAGCCAAAGCGCCGAAAAGGAGAACAGGAACUCGACGUUACAUCAUGCAUGUCGACUUUGAUAGCUUCUUCUGUGCGGUAUCACUCAAAAGCUCACCCGAGUACAUCGACAAACCCACAGUAGUGGCCCACGGAAGUGGUAAUGGAUCGGAGAUUGCAAGUUGCAACUACCCGGCAAGGAAAUUCGGCGUGAAAAAUGGCAUGUGGAUGAAAAAAGCAAAGGAGUUAUGCCCUGAUCUCAAGGUCCUUCCGUACGAUUUCCCAGGUUAUGAAGAAGCGAGCCGGCUGUUUUACGAAUCCAUACUAGAGGUCGGCGGUAUUGUGCAAAGUGUCAGUAUCGACGAGGCCCUUGUCGACGUCACCUCGGUUACACUCAACGCUGUUAAUUCCAGUGGCAGUGGAGUUGAAGAGGGGAGCAUAUGGAGAGAGCAAGAAAAGGUGGAUCAAAUUGCACUCGAUCUACGGGCCAGGAUCAAGGAGAAGACAGGCUGUGCUGUAUCAGUGGGAAUUGGAGCCAAUAUUCUUCUAGCGAAAGUUGCUCUGCGCAAAGCAAAACCCGCUGGGCAAUUUCAAGUGAAACCGGAUGAUGUGCAGAACAUUCUGGGAGAGCUAAAGGUCGAUGAUCUCCCUGGAGUCGCCUAUAGCAUUGCCGGCAAACUCGAAGAGAUUGGAGUGAAGUACAUUAACGAUAUUCGGCAAAUCUCGAAAGAGCGUCUUACCUCUACACUCGGGCCCAAAACGGGAGAGAAGUUAUGGGAAUAUGCUCGGGGUAUUGAUCGCACUGACGUCGGUGAUCAGCCUAUACGGAAAUCCGUCUCCGCCGAGGUCAAUUGGGGUGUACGAUUUAUAUCUCAGGAAGAGGCAGAUGAGUUUAUUUUCAAUCUAUGCAAGGAACUCGAAAAACGUUUGAUCAACGAGCAAGUCAAGGGGAAACAGUUCACCAUGAAAAUCAUGAAACGAUCAUCAGACGCGCCUCUGGAUCCUCCGAAGCAUCUUGGGCAUGGAAAAUGUGACACUUUCAACAAAAGCACAAUUUUUGGUGUUUCAACUCAUGAUCAUGAAGUUCUAGGCAAGGAAGCGGUAUCGAUAUUGCGUUCUUUCAGGUUCAGCCCAGGCGAUCUCCGCGGUCUGGGCGUUCAACUGACCAAACUAGAGCCCAUUAAGACAUUCCCCUCAGGGUCAGAGAGCAGCCAAAAGAAACUGGAUUUUGCUGCUUUCAAGGGUCCCGCCGCGGCAAAGAAGACUGCCCAAGAUCCCAUCCAAGAUGGAGGCGGCAGUCCGGAGAAGUCGAGCCCAACGCAAGGUCCCAGGGAUGCUCAAGAUCCAAUUAUAGAUGGACCUUUAACGCCACAGAAGCCCAAGCCCUAUCCUAUGCAUCCAGCACUCACCAUAUCGAAAGCCAAUGAGAAGGACACCAAGGCGAAAACACUGUUGAAUAUUGGAGGGACUCAAUUUGUUAUGCCGACUAAUCCAGAUCCUGGUGUUUUGGCCGAACUUCCUCCAGAUAUACACUCAAGACUUUUUGUGCAAGGGAGAGCUCUGCCGGAGAAGCAGCAAGAGUCGCCAUCUGUCAGGUCGAGGACUCAGAGUUCUUUAUCGCUAGAUGACAUACCUCCUGACGUGGACCCGGAGGUGUUCAAAGCAUUGCCUGAUGAUGUGAAAGCCGAAAUACUAGCUACGUACAAACCAAGGGCUGUCCAGACACCUCGGAAGGACCGUAUCAUCCCGCCAACAAAGAAACUCACGCCCACAAAGCGUCGAGCGCCAGGACUAUUUGCUCGAGCCCGAGAGAGACAGGCCGAUGCCAACGCAAAAGUUGUACAGACAAACUUCCUACCGCUGAAACAGGUUCUUCAAGAGGAGACCGAAACUAGCGAUGUUGAAGAACUCGAUCCCAACAUCCUGGCAGAAUUGCCGGAAGAGGUGCGCAAAGAAGUUAUCGCUGACCACCGGCAAAGGAAAGCCCAGCGUUCGGGCCUGAACCUGAAAAUUUACCGCAAGCGAAAUCUGGACGCCGGCGAGGAAGAACUCCUUCCAGGGGGGCAAAUGAAGUUGCAGUUUGCGCCGCGGCCAGCAAAGAUUGCAUUCACAAGUGCGGGAUUGACGUCGGUCUCAGAAAUACGGGACAUGCUCAACGUGUGGCACAGGGAGACGGGAGUAGAGGGUCCACAUCGAAGGGACGCAGAUAUGUUCGAGAAGUACCUGGUCAGGGUUGUCCUGGAAGAGAAAGACAUGGAUAAAGUCAUCAGACUGAUCAAGUGGCUUGAAUAUCUGGUCGAAGAAGACGAGUCGACAAGUCGCGGCAAAGAGAACUGGCAGGCUGUUAUGAAAGGCAUCAAAUCUGAAGUACAGAAAGCGGUGCAACAAAGGGGAUUGGGACCCUUGGAUAUAUAA
This is a messenger RNA of Pseudomassariella vexata, 3444 nucleotides long. RefSeq lists its product as uncharacterized. The transcript has a single exon. Bases 1 to 3444 code for a protein of 1147 amino acids. Gene Ontology annotation, biological process: error-prone translesion synthesis; error-free translesion synthesis. Lineage: Eukaryota; Fungi; Ascomycota; Sordariomycetes; Amphisphaeriales; Pseudomassariaceae. Gene Ontology annotation, cellular component: nucleus. Gene Ontology annotation, molecular function: deoxycytidyl transferase activity; DNA-directed DNA polymerase activity; damaged DNA binding. The record is from RefSeq and is a predicted model, not a curated record.